Molecule: messenger RNA, 2367 nt
Organism: Hemicordylus capensis (graceful crag lizard)
Lineage: Eukaryota; Metazoa; Chordata; Lepidosauria; Squamata; Cordylidae
Gene: RBBP4
Product: RB binding protein 4, chromatin remodeling factor
Exons: 12
Coding region: 139-1416 (425 amino acids)
Biological process (GO): regulation of gene expression
Cellular component (GO): ESC/E(Z) complex; nucleus; NuRD complex
Molecular function (GO): histone binding
Source: RefSeq, a predicted model, not a curated record
GGCGACGGCCCAGGAAACAAUAGAGCGUCGUCGUCGUCGAGCGGCUCGGCGCGGGAAGCGAGUGGCCGGCCGACUGGUUCCUGAGGUAAACCUAAGCGGGCCACGACGUCGCCCGCGCUCUCGAAGAGAGUCGGCAUCAUGGCGGAUAAGGAAGCUGCCUUUGAUGAUGCAGUAGAGGAGCGAGUGAUCAAUGAAGAGUAUAAAAUAUGGAAAAAAAAUACUCCCUUCCUCUAUGAUCUUGUAAUGACCCAUGCUUUGGAGUGGCCCAGCUUGACUGCUCAAUGGCUUCCUGAUGUAACCAGGCCUGAAGGCAAAGACUUCAGUAUUCAUCGACUAGUUCUUGGAACACACACCUCUGAUGAACAAAACCACCUUGUGAUAGCCAGUGUGCAGCUCCCCAAUGAUGAUGCGCAAUUUGAUGCCUCACACUAUGAUAGUGAGAAAGGAGAGUUUGGAGGUUUUGGCUCUGUUAGUGGGAAAAUAGAAAUAGAAAUAAAGAUCAACCAUGAAGGAGAAGUAAAUAGAGCACGCUAUAUGCCUCAGAAUCCAUGCAUCAUUGCCACAAAGACCCCAUCCAGUGAUGUACUUGUGUUUGAUUAUACUAAGCAUCCUUCAAAACCAGAUCCUUCUGGUGAGUGUAAUCCAGAUCUACGUCUCCGUGGGCAUCAAAAAGAAGGCUAUGGCCUGUCAUGGAACCCAAACCUUAGUGGGCAUUUGCUUAGUGCAUCUGAUGAUCAUACUAUUUGCUUGUGGGACAUAAGUACUGUUCCAAAAGAAGGGAAAGUGGUGGAUGCCAAAACCAUCUUUACGGGCCAUACUGCUGUGGUAGAAGAUGUUUCAUGGCACUUGCUCCAUGAAUCUCUCUUUGGAUCUGUUGCUGAUGAUCAGAAACUCAUGAUCUGGGACACCCGGUCAAACAACACUUCCAAGCCAAGCCACUCUGUGGAUGCUCACACUGCAGAAGUGAACUGCCUUUCUUUCAAUCCUUACAGCGAGUUCAUCCUUGCCACAGGAUCAGCUGAUAAGACUGUUGCAUUGUGGGAUUUGAGAAAUUUGAAGCUGAAGCUGCACUCCUUUGAGUCUCAUAAAGAUGAAAUAUUUCAGGUACAGUGGUCUCCACAUAAUGAAACAAUAUUGGCUUCCAGUGGUACAGAUCGUAGGCUAAAUGUCUGGGAUUUGAGCAAAAUUGGAGAAGAGCAGUCUCCCGAAGAUGCAGAAGAUGGUCCACCAGAGCUGUUGUUCAUUCAUGGUGGUCACACUGCAAAAAUAUCUGACUUUUCCUGGAAUCCCAAUGAGCCCUGGGUAAUUUGUUCUGUAUCAGAAGACAAUAUCAUGCAAGUCUGGCAAAUGGCGGAGAACAUAUAUAACGACGAAGAUCCUGAAGGAAGUGUGGAUCCAGAAGGGCAAGGGUCCUAAAUAAUUGGCCCUUUCCCCUUCCUUGCUGUGUGGUUCUCCCCCUCCCCGCCCACUCUUAUUAUCCUUUCCCUGCCUUGUUCUCCCAGUUCUAAGAUUGUCAACACUGGUGUUGGACAGACGGAUACACACACACGAUGCAUUCAACAGCCCAUCUAUAGAUGUUAUCCAUCAGCCUUGCUUCAAGCUCAGAAAGUGAGCAGUUUCUGUUGCAAGUUGAAGGCUUGGCCUGACAUGAGCUAGCACCACACAGUGGUGACCAUGUUUUCUUCUGAAACAUUUGGUUGAGCUUUUAAAAUUAAUACCAUUCAUACAGUGCAAACAUUAAGAUCCAAAUGUUCUACUGAGGAGAGUUUAAGACUCAAAGAGUUCCUGGUUUUCCUUUUGGUCCCUCUCAUAAAGGGGACUCUAGUGCUCUCUAAUCAAUCUUAGUUUUCAGGCACUGAUGAACCCAGUACAAGGUCACCUAUUACAUCUGUUUCUAGCUGUUGUCGGUCAUUACAAGUGGUUCUUUUGUACAGAUAAGGCCUGAGUUUCCCCCCAUUACAGCUUGGUCCAGCUAUCCCUGUCUGAUAGGGGAAAUUCAGGAUGUGAAUAUGGUGGUAGCUUAUUCCUGCGCAUCACUUUGCACUCUUGUGUGUUUCUUGAACUGUGUUCUCCUGUUACAUCUUUCCUUUCUGUGAAGUGUUUUUGUGUUUGUAACUUGGGGGACUACCAAGUUGUAAAAGGUUUUUAUUUCAGCUGAAUGAUAGGCCACAGACAUGUCCAGUUACCUGGAAAUGUGCACUGGCUGUUGGCAUAUGUAGACAGAAUGACUUAAGUAUGGAUGACAUAUUCUUUUCUCUUGUGUUAACACAUCUCCCGUCAGGGUGAACUGUUUCACCAGCAACCCAUUUAAUUCUUCAUGACCCAAUACAAGUGCUUCAAAGGAAAUAAAUUUGGUUUUCUAUGUAA